Messenger RNA from Psilocybe cubensis, 2508 nucleotides. RefSeq lists its product as uncharacterized. The coding region runs from base 1 to 2508 and encodes 835 amino acids. Gene Ontology annotation, biological process: ribosomal small subunit biogenesis. Gene Ontology annotation, molecular function: protein binding; RNA binding. Gene Ontology annotation, cellular component: nucleolus. The transcript has 14 exons. The record is from RefSeq and is a predicted model, not a curated record. NCBI's taxonomy places the organism in Eukaryota, Fungi, Basidiomycota, Agaricomycetes, Agaricales, Agrocybaceae.
AUGCCUAUUCGGAAGAAAACUUCGACUACAAAGCUGCCCCAAAUCUUACAGCAGCAACUAGAAGGAAUUACUGCAAAUGAUCAGCCACAGAAUUGGCGCUUCUCCCAUAGUUCUCGCAAGGAAGCUAGGAAGAAAGGGCGUGCUAUUGAAAAGCAAAAACGAGCAGAAUACUUUGCUCAAGCAAAAAAUUUGAGGAAAAGAGCCGCUGAGGAAGAGCACGCGGAAUCACCUCAGCAUAAAAAAGUCCGCCAGACCGGCCCUCAAAAUCACUCCAACCGCAAAGUGGAAAAAACACCUUCUGUCUUGCCUCUUUCAACUCAGAAACUCGAUCCUUCCCAUUCAAAACCUGUCGUUGAACCUCUUCCUUCCAAACUUCCGAAAACCUCAGCUGUUCCAAAAGUGCCAAAAAAAGUGCUGGUCCAAAAAACACUUGCAGAGGAUAAGGAAGACAAAUAUAUCGCGUUUUUAGAGUCUAAGCUCGGUAUCAAAAGAGGUGCAAAGCGAAAGAUCAAAAGUGCUGAAGAAGAUGACGGACUCGACGAUCUAAUGGAUUGGGCUGAUUCUUUCCUGCCAUCGCACUCUGAGUCAAAAGCCAUUGACGAGAAAGACGAAAGCGAUAGCGAAGACGAAGAGGACGAAACACCAGAAUCGGAAUACUUAAAUGAAUCCGAAGGAAAUGAUUUUGAAGAAGAGGAGUGGCAUGGUGUCGGCCACGAUGAUAGCGACGAAGAAUCUGUAACAGAAUCAGAAGGAGAAACCACCGCUCCACCUGCACCGACUCCACCCCCAAAAGGCGCAUAUAUACCUCCGCACCUACGUAACACCCAACCCGCACAAAAAGCUGACUCAGAGGAGAUUCAAAAACUGACGAGGCAGCUUAAAGGUCUUCUAAAUAGGAUGACUGAACAAAACAUUGCAUCGAUUGUGGAUAGUUUUGAGGGCGUUUAUAGGGAACACCGUAGGAAUGACGUGACCUCGACCACAACAACACUUAUUAUCAACGGAAUAUCUUCUCAUUCUUCUCUCCUUGACUCGUACGUCGUUAUUUACGCAGCAUUUGUUUCAUCCUUGUACAAGGUCGUAGGGAUCGAAUUCGCUGCCCAUUUCGUCCAGGCUACUGUGUCUUCUUACGAACAACGAUAUAAAGAACUACGUUCCUCUGUUUCAACCGACAUCGAAAAUAAUGGGAAAGAAUGUUCCAAUCUCCUUGUAUUGAUCUCGGAGUUGUACAACUUUCAGGUUGUCUCUGCUGUGCUUGUCUUCGAUAUUAUCCGAGCCCUUCUCGCAGACGAAUUAACCGAAGUUUCAGUUGAAUUGCUAUUGAAGAUUGUGCGGAAUUCCGGACAGCAACUCAGGCAGGAUGAUCCUUCCGCCCUGAAAGACAUUAUUGAUAUUGUUCAAGGCAAAAUAACCUCCCGUACCCGUUUCAUGGUUGAGACUCUGACAAACCUCAAGAACAACAAACUUAAAAGGAACACUACCCAGAACCAGGGCAGUGCGGCUGUUGAAAGGAUGAAAAAGUUUCUCUCGGGUCUCAGCAAAACGAAGCACGUCCUGGCGCAUGAACCUCUACGCGUGUCACUUGAAGACCUUCAUUCUUCUGAAACAAAAGGCAAAUGGUGGCUGGUUGGUGCUGCGUGGCAAGGGGACCCUUUAGUUGAAAAACACGAUGAAUUCGCAAAAUCCACUGCAGCACAGGCACAGGAAGCAAUCGAGAUGAGCAGUGAAUCGGCUGAUCUUAUCAAACUCGCUCGAUCUCAAGGAAUGAAUACUGAUAUUCGUCGGGGCAUCUUCGUGGUUCUAAUGAGCAGCGAUGAUUACGUGGAUGCAUGUGAACGCCUGUCUCAACUUAACCUUACAGAGAUUCAGCAACGCGAAAUCAUUCGGGUCAUCCUGCACUGUUGUGGCAAUGAAAGAUCUUAUAAUCCGUAUUACACCCUUGUCUGCCAGCAGUUAUGUCGAACAUCACACGCCUACAGAAUAACGUUACAAUUUAGCUUGUGGGACUUUCUGCGAGACCUUGGCGAAACAACAGUGGGCGGGGCCGCUGUGAUCAAGAACAUCAAAGAAGACGACGGGUUCAAUCUCAAAAGUGUAUCAGAUGUUCGCUUGCAAAACGUGGCCAAAGCUUAUGCGUGGUGGAUUGCCAAGGACUGCCUGACUUUGAUGAUUUUUAAGCCUGUGGACUUUACUAUGCUCAAGCCCAGAGCGCACGGGUUCCUAAAAGAGCUUUUCACACAAGUUUUUAUCAACAGCCAGCGAGCCACCCCUCUGCUUACCACCGAUACCCAGAAUAUAACCUUCACGCGUAAUCGAAAUGUGAUCGAGGAGAUUUUUAUCAAGGCAUCCCGAGUACAGGCUUUGGCCAUGGGACUCGUAUACUUCCUCUCGGAAUCUUUUAGAGACAAAUCCAGCUCUGAUCAAGACUUGCCCAAAUUUCUUAACUGGGCGAUCGGCGUUGCAAAGGAAACUCUGCGGACUGGUGUCGACCUAAUACCCACAUUGUGA